Molecule: messenger RNA, 1012 nt
Organism: Paramecium octaurelia
Lineage: Eukaryota; Ciliophora; Oligohymenophorea; Peniculida; Parameciidae
Source: the annotation of a GenBank genome assembly
AUGGGUUCCUCGUGUUCUCAUUGCAAUUGCGAAAAAAAGAAUAUGGAAAAAGAUGUACAAUCAUUUCAAAUUGAAGAAUGCAUAACAAUUCCAACAUGCUAAUCCAAUCUAGAAAAAGUCUAAAUGGUUAAGCAUAAAAAGGCUAUAAUCAUUUAAAAAUAUUGGAGAGGCUACCUUAUUAGGCGAACAAUUAAAUAAGAAACAGCUACUAUGCAAUCUGUUUCUAAAACAAUACCGAGCAGUCUUACUAUUGAUAUUGAUAGUUUAGAAUGUGUGCAUAGGCCACCUUACAAGUACGCUAUCUCACUAAAAGAAUUGUAGGUGGAGCUGUCUAUACAGGUUAAUGGAGAGGCAAUUCCCGAGAUGGAUAUGGCGUUUAAGUUUGGCCUGAUGGAGCUCAGUAUUAAGGAGAAUGGAAAAAAAAUAAAGCAAAUGGUAAUGGUAAAUUUAUUCAUGCAAAUGGUGAUGUUUAUGAAGGGGAAUGGUAAGAUGAUAUGGCUAAUGGUUACGGAAUAUAUUAGCAUAUUGAAGGUCCAAAAUAUUAAGGAAAUUGGGUUAAUGAUAAAUAGCAAGGAUUUGGUAUUGAAUGUUGGCCUGAUGGUUCUUUUUAUGAAGGAGAUUAUUAUAAUUCCUUUAAGUAAGGGAAAGGAAAAUACGUUUGGAGUACUGGGCAAAUAUAUACAGGGGAUUGGGUUUAAAAUUAAAUAUCUGGAUUUGGAUGCAUGAUUUGGCCUGAUGGUAGAAAGUAUUAAGGAGAGUUUCAUAAUGGUACUAUGCAUGGGCGUGGACUAUAUACGUGGCCAGACGGAAGAAAAUAUGAAGGGUAGUAUUUUAAGGACAAAAAACAUGUAUGCUAUAAGGUAGAUUUUAGGGUUAUGGUGUAUAUGAUUGGGGAGAUGGAAGAAAAUAUGAAGGUGAAUGGGAAUUCGGAAUAUAGCAUGGGAAAGGAUGCAUAAGCUUGAAUGAAUAAAUUUUUAAUGGUUAUUGGAAAAAGGGAAGACGUAUAAACUGA